AUGAAAGAAACUCUAUUGGAAAACGAAUUUAAAGAACCAAAAGUGAUGAUAAUACAUCUAAAUUUCAUUUUCUUUAGGUUAAUAAGUAGAUUUGCAUACUAGAAAGAAACAGUGCCGUUUAUAAAUCAUACUUUUAAGUGGAGUACUACUAAUAUACUCUGUCUUAAAAAAAAAGAUAUAACUCCACAAGAUCAAGCUAUCUUUUUUAAUAAAGGCUCAGAAAUUUUAAAAUCAAUUUUUAAGCUGAUUAAGGUUUCAUUAAAGAGUUUAGAGAAUACAAAAAAAGUAUGUUCCGAAAACUCAAUUUAGCAGAGCCUUUUUAACUUCUAGGAGAGAACAUUUCUAUAAAGAUGUAUAUUUUGAAGUAUUUAAGUUAUGAUAGAAUCAUACUCCUGCACCUGGAGUCUACUCAGAUUAAUUAUUAAUAACUGAACCAGGUCAAUCAAUUGAGUUUAAUAAAAAUCCAUAAAUGAUAAAUUCAUUGUCUUCAAUUUUUUAGAGGGACAUUUCCCAUUUCCAAUUUCGAAUGAAUGACAAUUCACCUGAUUUAUAGAGAACCAUAAGUAGGAAUAAGGCAUGUUAAAGAAGUAAUUUUUUUAUAUCGAGAUUCAGAAGGAGAACAUGGUAUUUUGAAAAGGUUUAUAGUGAAGAAACUUAAAUAAAAAAAACCUAAUGAUGAAUAAAAAAUGACAGAGAGAAUGAGUACUUUUUAUAUGAGUAAUAACAAUAUGGGAAAUAAAGACAAAAUAUAUUUAUAAAGAUUAGAUUAUUAUAGAAUAAUAGAUAGCAGUAAUGAGAUAAAGAAGUUAGAAUAACCAGAUGCUCUUGAUAAUAAUUGGAGUAAGAUUUUAUAAAUAUAAAUAAUUAAUAUAUAAAGAGCGAUAUGGUUUUAAGAAAUUAAAAGGAGGUAAAAUUAAAAAGUAAAGAUUGUAAACAACUGCAAACGGAUGAAAUAUUAACUUUAAUUUGUUUAUUUAUUGAUUCUUUUUGAUUCAUACUUCAUUUUAUUUGUUUUGAGAUAAUGA
Paramecium primaurelia is the source of this 1025-nucleotide messenger RNA. The record is from the annotation of a GenBank genome assembly. NCBI's taxonomy places the organism in Eukaryota, Ciliophora, Oligohymenophorea, Peniculida, Parameciidae.